Molecule: messenger RNA, 2705 nt
Organism: Ceraceosorus guamensis
Lineage: Eukaryota; Fungi; Basidiomycota; Exobasidiomycetes; Ceraceosorales; Ceraceosoraceae
Exons: 4
Coding region: 237-2684 (815 amino acids)
Source: RefSeq, a predicted model, not a curated record
CACAUGCCCAAGCCCUGCACCCCACCGCCACGCUGCUGGGACGAGGGAGGCAAAGAUUGUCCACUCCACAUGCUCGAACUUGCGUCAAGACGUGCUCCGAUGAUGAUAUCCGGUCUCGCCUGGCGACAUCACGAGCAGCCCUACUACGCGCGCCUCUCGCGUGACGGAUACCUCGCGAGCACACAUCAGCCCUAGUCGAGACCCUGAGGCGCCCAUACAGAAUACAAUUGGCAUUGAUGAGCUGGCGAGGUGAAUCGGCACCGAGCGAAAGCCACGCUGGCAUUCUCAUCGAAGGUUUGCACGCCGUGCUGUGCUAUGCUCAUCGAUGGUGGCAUGCGUGGGACCGGCAAGCGGUCAGUGACGCGGCUGGGAAAGCCAGCUUCUUCGUGUGGCUCUUUGCGCAAAGUCCCCAGAUCUACGAGAACUACGCCAGGUCUUCGGUAGACGGGCUCAGCCCUACUUUCUUGCUGCAAUGGAUGGGAGGCGAUAUCACGAAUCUAAUCGGGUGUCUACUCACCAACCAACUCGCUUUUCAGGUCGCCAUCGCAGUGUAUUUCUGCGUUGUGGAUGCGAUCAUAGGCAUCCAAUUCGUAUACUACUCGAGACGGAAUGAGAAAGCUAUGCCUGCCGCGCCGAGUCGAGCACGCUAUGCCAGUACUGCGUCGACCUUCACAGCGCGAGAUCUACGUUCCCUGCCUGGCUCCCCCCUCGUCAGGCGCGCUGGCAUUCCGCGAUGGAGUAGUAGAGACAUGUCGGCGAGCGUCCCCACGCUGACUGACUCGUCUUCUGGCCGGCUGCCUAAAAGGCGAAGCGAUAGCUCGAGUCCCGGUUUCAUGGCGCGAUCAGGCAGCUGGCGACUGCCGCGGUCCUCGAGCAUACAGUCGGUCGAGACGGAUGCUGGUCAAGUCAGCGCAGCUGGACACACCGUCGAGGAGUAUGCAAAUCUUCGCUUGGCUCACGCACAGCAAUACGUGGCUGCAGCACGUAGAGCUGCCCAGCUCAGCUCGCAACAAGCGGAGGGAAGGGCUAGCUCUGGCUCCAGGCAGCAACCUUCAACGCUAGGUCGCCAAAGAGCGGGCUCUACAAGGUGGGCUCCUCACCUCCUUAGUCCUACGCGAGAGCAAAGCGUUGGGCCAGAAACACAGGCAGAGCUUCACGACUAUGGCGCUAUGGCAGACAGCUUACAGAGCGAAGCAUCUACUGCCAGCGGUGGCAGUCUUCAGCGCAUAUGGGGCUCAAGCGAUGCAGCACACAAGACUCGACCUGCAGCUUCCUUUGCGCGGUUCAGGGAGCAAGCGCGAGCACGGUCCAUCCCAACAAGUGCGAAGCUGCUUUCGCGCAUAUCGACAGUUGAUGAAAGCGUCACUGCGAUGGAAGAUGGGGAACCGACUGCGGUUUCCGACUCUGAAAGUCCAGAUGCCGAGCCUCGACGUGGAAGAGGAAUGAUCCGGACGGCCGAGCGUAUCAGCACACCCAAACAAGAUGCGGCGCUACUUGGCAAGUCUCCCGGAGGCAACAGCGCCAUUCUGGUCAGAGGCGGUGCGAUUGGCGAUCUUGGAGCAGCAGGCUCGGCAGUCGAACAGGAGAGCUCUUCUUACUUCGAAUCGAGGCAUCCUUCUGUCGCUCCAUCGCUCGAGGAUGGCCACAGAGAGGCUAGUCGCUCCUCUUCUAUCUCGCCGUCGCGUCGGAGACGAGCGAGUCGCGGGCUGGGCGCUGCUCUGCUAGGCCUUGGGGCUCUUUGGGGCGUGGGCCCAUCAACAGGCGGCACGGCCCUCUUUAGCUUGCGGGAGGCUGCUGCAGGAGAUCUCAGCACUAUGCGACAAGCACGCACGAUGGAGACAAGGCCGUCAGCAGCACUCGGUCCUUUCGCUCCGAACACCGUGGGGUCCGCCUAUGCCCUCAAAUUUGUGAAUCGGGGGGAAUUCCCCGUGUAUCCAAGCCAGCAUCUGCUGACCAUCGUCCCAAGGCUGACGGAUCCUUUGCUCGCCCCAGCAGAUGUCCAAGCAGAACGUGAAGGCGAUCUCGAAACGCCACCAUCACGUGAAGAAUGGGACCGGAUUGUCGGAAGACUCUUUGCAUGGAUCUGCUGCUUUCUUUACAUGACAUCGCGCAUCCCUCAGAUAUGGACCAACUUUGUCCGCCAGAGUGUGGAGGGGCUAUCGAUGCUGCUGUUCGUAGCUGCAGCGCUGGGCAACACGCUCUACUCUAUCAGUAUCUUGGUCUCGCCGCUAGCAACUGGACGAGGUGCAAAAGCCUACUUGAUUGAAUCGCUCCCGUUUUUGCUCGGCUCGGGCGGCACUUUGAUCUUUGACGCCAUCAUUGUUGCUCAAUCCAUCGCAUGGAGACACUUGCCUCCUGAAGCUGAGUUGCUAAGACUGGACGAAGAGCAGGACGAUCCCAUCGCGCCAGAGCCCGGCAGCUACGUCGCAAGACCAGGUCUUUCCAGACGCUCCUCUAUACGAAGCGCCUACGACGACGUGGAGAGGACGAGGAGCAUGAGUCGUCCAAGAGAUGCGCGCGAAUCGCUGCGAAGAUCUACCUCCAGCAGGCGCUCUGUCCGCCACUGGAUGGCGCAUCCAACUGCUGCUCCAACCACACCGCGCCGUCCUGUGCGCUCGUCGUCAAGCACCAACACUUCUCGUGGCAACAGCAGAGCGCCAACCGAAAGGACAUCUCUGAUCUGAAAAUUGCAUCCGAUUAAAUGU